Pseudonaja textilis is the source of this 2449-nucleotide messenger RNA. Lineage: Eukaryota; Metazoa; Chordata; Lepidosauria; Squamata; Elapidae. The record is from RefSeq and is a predicted model, not a curated record.
CAUUCUUUCAUUUUUCAGGUCCAUACAUCUGAAACUGAACUUUCCAACCUAAUGUAUUGUACAUUAUGGUUCGUGUCAACUUGUUUAGAAAAUGGGUGUUAGGCAUUCUCAUUUUCAUUUUGGUCCUGACUGUUUGUCUGUGGAAAGAAACACGGAAAGGAAUUUACAUCUCCAUAAAAACAGAAAGCCAAACUGAUCAUCUGCAGCUGUGGAAAUGGAUUACAGUGAAAUCAGAAAUGGGCCAGAAUAAAACUGUCAAUGGCACAGGCAAAGUUACUUUGUCUAACAAAGAAUCCCAGGUUAAAUUUAAUAAUAUUGAACCAAAACCUGAGAAAAUCAAAGUCUGGAACAAGUAUAGUUCUUCCCAAUUUCUUCAACCUAGACUGCAAAUGGCAAGAAAGCAUUACUUAAAAAUGAACAAAUAUCACGUGAAGUACACUGGACCAAAGAAUACUGCUAAACUCAGUCCAGAACAAGUGUUGUGCCAACUUCAGAAAAAAAUAAACUUUAGGAUGAUAACUGCAUCUGAUGCCCCUUUUAAUACACCUGAAUGGGAGACAUACCUGCCUAAGACAAAUAUCAGCAUGGAACUAGGGAAGCUGGGCCAAUGUGCAGUCGUAUCCUCUGCAGGAUCUAUUAAGGACUCACAUUUGGGAGCAGAAAUAGACAGCCAUGAUGCAAUCCUGAGGUUUAAUGGGGCCCCUACCAAAGGGUUUCAGGUAGACGUUGGUGAGAAAACUACAAUACGUCUUGUUAAUUCUCAGUUUGUUACUGUUGAAGAAAAGACAUUUGUUUCAGAUGUACAAUUCAACUUUGGAAUCAUCAUUAUGUGGGAUCCAGCACCAUAUCAUGCCAGUAUUUAUGAGUGGAUUCAGAAACCAGACUUCCAAUUCUUUGAAAGCUACAAGCAUUAUCGGGAGAGACAUCCCAACCAGCCUUUUUAUAUCCUGAAUCCCUACAUACAAUGGCAACUCUGGGACAUCCUUCAGGAGAAUUCACUGGAGGAUAUUCAGCCAAAUCCACCCUCUUCUGGCAUGCUUGGCAUUGUUCUUAUGAUGCACUUCUGUGAUGAAGUGAAUGUUUAUGAGUUUCUCCCCUCUAAGAGGGAAACAGGUGUUUGCCACUAUUAUCAGGAUACCUUUGAUCAAGCAUGCACAUUGGGUGCCUACCACCCACUGCUCUUUGAAAAAAAUAUGGUGAAGCACCUCAGUCAAGGCACAGAUGAAGAUAUUUACAAUUAUGGAAAAGUGACUUUACCAGGCUUAAGGAAAGCACAAUGCUAGGUGUGUGAAUCCCAUAUUCUGGGCUUGGAAGCCUGUCUUGAAUCACAAGGCACUUUAAUGUUUAAAAGUAAGAGUGCAUUUCUUCCAUUCAAUUUGCCUUAAUUCAGGAUUGUAACAUGUGCCAUAGACAUAUUCAGCAUUCUGCAGAAUGCAUUUCUAAUGAGUGCCAAGAAUGUAAUUUACCCAUCAGUUAUUAAAGAAAUACAAUGAAAAAUCUGAUUAUUUACUGGCCCAGGUUCUUCCGCAACCUCCUCACUGUCCAAGUCUGGUGAGCCAAAACAGGGGCCUCAAUGACUCUCAGAGAAUUAAUGACCCACCUUCAAAGUGCUAAUCACCAGAUGACUGCAAAAAAUAUAAACCCUUCCAUUCCCCAGCAUUCAGUCAGAACUGAGAGUGCUUCUUGGAAAAGAAGUGAAAUGUCUUCAAGAAAAAAGAAAGUCCAGUUGCCUGCUGGGACAACCAUGACCUGGAUGACUGACACUCUCAAUAAACACUGGAAAUUAAAAACAAUAUAUCAUUGUUAUGGGAAUAAAUCCCAGCACAGAACUCAAGCCUUUACUAAGACAUUUUGCAAUCCAAAAUGAAGGACGAGAUUACUUUUUUUUCCAUAUUUUAUCCAAAAGUUAAUUCUCCAGCAUUUAUAAAGGUAGCAGAGUAGUGUAGCAGGCAUGGGAUAUGCCACUUUCCAAUAUCUUAUUGCUGCUAGUCCUCAGCAUUUACUGCCCGAAGUGAGUGCCCUACUCUGUUGGACCAAUUCUGGAGGAGCUGAACAAAUGCUAUUCCAAAUUGGAUGCUGCAGAUACUAUAAACAGUGCCAAAUUCUGUUAAAUGCCUGAUAUGCUGUGAUACUUUCAAUAUCAUUAAAAUAAACCCAGUAUUAAGAAUUGGAAAGUAAUUUUUACAAAUCUAGUUGGGUGCAUCUUCCCUAUGUGUCAUUAAAGUUGGAGUUAUGAAAAAUGUGCUUUAUUUUGUUUCCAGAAUAUGUUUUGCAGAAAAAGACUUUUUCUACAGAUUGUACCAUUUCUAUAUAGGCUGGAUAAUCUUGAAAAUACAUGUGUUUUUCAUAAAUGAUGUUGAAAAAGACCAAGUCAAUUAAUGCUGUAUGACCUUACACAGGAAUGUUGCUGUUUUUCACAUAUGAAUAUUCAUAUGCACACUCACUAGUU